AUGCUUGCCACUGCUACCUUCACCAACGCCCUUCUCAGAUUGGCUGUUGUUGUUCUGUUGCUAUGGAAUACAUGUAAUACGCCUGUGGUCGAAGCAGCGUUCACAACCAUCAGCGUUGGAGGAGGCUACACGUCAUCGUCCAACGCGUGGGCAUGUGGCUUACUACCGGUACAAGACAGCGCCAGCGGAAGCAUCGAAUGCUUUGAGCCCGAGGAGCCUUUGAACGACGACAAGGAAUAUGUCGUGAAGGGACGUCUCGAUGGGGCAUACACGGGAAUUUCGGUUGGCGGGAGUAGCACCCCCAGCCAGCUGUAUGCGUGUGCUGUCGAGUCCAUCACUGGCCGCAUUCAGUGCUGGGAACCUUACACAUUGGACGAGGCUUUACCAUACCAAGCCAAAGGAGAUCUCACCCCACCAGUCAACGAACAACCAUAUACCCAUGUGGAAGUAGGAGGCAGCUCAUCUGGCAGCUAUUUUGCAGCUUGUGCCAUCCGAGAUGGAGGAAUUGAUUGCUUCAAUCCCUACAGUCCUACAGAGACAGGAGUUACCUAUGAAAUUAUGGGAAGUCUUCCAGGAGACUACUCCAGUGUGUCGGUGGGCGGGCAAGCAGAAGAUGAACCCUUUACCCACGAGUUUGCUUGUACCACGCUCAACAAUCCAGCUCAAAUAGACUGCUUUGAUCCUAAAGCUCCCGGCAUUGAUGGCACUGUGCCACUGUCUCGGUUGGGCCAUCUUCCAGGUUCUUACCAAGAAGUAUCCGUGGACGCAAGCAGUUCCCCUUCCUACAUUUAUGGCUGUGCUGCAAGGGCAGACCGCACAGCGGUGGAUUGCUUCGAACCUUAUACGUUCGAAGAUACUGUCAAAAGCUACACAAUCGCAGGAUCUGCUCCUGGUUCCUUUGAACAGGUUUCAGUGGGUGGCGGCAGUUCCCCGUCCUACCUCUAUGCUUGUGGACUCCGCGAAAGUGGCAUUGAUUGCUUCAGUCCUUACUUUGUGCCUCCGGUUCCCGUGACAACAACCAAUACUACCUAUGAAGUGACAGGAUCGGUGGCUGGAAAUUACCACCAGGUGGCCCUCGGUGGAGCGGCAGCUACAGACGCGUUCUAUGCUUGUGCCAUCCGAACCAGUGGGGAGGCCAUUGAUUGCUUCAAUCCUUACACAUUCACCGAAAUUGGAUCUACCUAUGAGAUUGGUGCUACCUAUUUUCUGCCUGCUACCGCUGCCCCCACGGUGAGCCCUCCACCAAUGUCCAGUCCUACCACAGAGACGCCCACCGUCGCCACAGCCACACCGCCGCCGCCACCACCAGCGAUCGAGUCCACCUCACCACCACCAAUCGAGUCAACAUCGCCACCACCAAUGGAUUCUUCAACUUCACAAACGGCCUCUUCCUCUUCCACCACAGCGACGUCCAUGGGGAGAGUUUUUUGGAUUUCAACUAUCUUUUGCUGCGCCACUGCACAUUUUUGUUUCUAG
Molecule: messenger RNA, 1476 nt
Organism: Seminavis robusta
Lineage: Eukaryota; Bacillariophyta; Bacillariophyceae; Naviculales; Naviculaceae
Source: the annotation of a GenBank genome assembly